UUGGGAAUGCAAAAUUAUAUUUAUCUUAUUUUCUAGAAGGAAAGCUCAAGUACAUCGUAUAUUAGUCAAUACUUUGUACAUAAUCAUUCUAGUAUUCUAUCGAGAAUGUUGCCUGAAAAGCAAUGAUUUUAAUUCUUACUUCAAGCCGUUUUUCUUUUAUUACAGGUCUCGGAUACAGUUACGUCCACGAUGUGCGAGUGCAGUGAAGAGUUCUGUUUCAUUCUAGUGAGGGACGUAUUGCGAGUGUUGUGAGUGCUGUGUGUCGAAAAUGACUUCUUAUACGGAUAGUUUUAACGACACGGUCGUACGGGCCUACGAUGAGGAGUUUCCGCUCCUUAUGCCCAAGUGGGGCUACGUGGUGUCCGCUUUCGUGUUGUUCCUCAUUGGAUUCUUUGGAUUCUUCCUCAAUUUGAUGGUGAUUCUUCUCAUGUUCAAAGAUCGACAGUUAUGGACGCCGCUGAACAUCAUCCUCUUCAACCUGGUGUGCUCUGACUUCUCGGUGUCGGUCUUGGGCAACCCCUUCACCCUCAUCUCAGCGCUGUUCCACCGGUGGGUGUUCGGACACACCAUGUGCGUGCUCUACGGGUUCUUCAUGGCUUUACUCGGAAUAACAUCUAUAACGACGUUGACGGUGAUAUCGUUCGAGCGGUACUUGCUGGUCACACGACCCCUGAGCUCGAGGCACUUGAGCUCCAAGGGGGCAAUGCUGUCGAUCCUCUUUAUAUGGACCUACUCGUUGGCUCUGACCACCCCCCCACUCCUGGGAUGGGGGAACUAUGUGAAUGAAGCCGCUAAUAUAAGUUGUUCGGUGAACUGGCACGAACAGUCCAUGAACACACUGACAUACAUCAUGUUUCUGUUCGCGAUGGGCCAGAUUGUUCCGCUGGGAAUAAUCACAUUCAGCUACGUUAACAUCAUCAGAACAUUAAAGAAGAACGCCCAAAGAUUGGGUCGUGUCAGUCGAGCGGAGACAAGAGCGACUUCAAUGGUGUUCAUUAUGAUCGUGGCGUUUACGGUUGCCUGGACACCAUACUCCGUAUUUGCCUUGAUGGAGCAGUUUGCUACUGAGGGCAUAAUUUCACCGGGAGCGGGUGUAAUUCCAGCGUUGGUGGCGAAGAGUUCCAUUUGCUACGAUCCUCUUAUCUACGUCGGCAUGAAUACACAAGUGAGUUCUUGUUUCUUGUAGAUUUUUUAUAUAAAACUAGAGAGGCCACGUCACUUUGUUUGUGUAAAAUAUAUCCUCCGAAGUCCACUUCCUCUUUAUCUCCAAAUUAGAAUUCAUAAAAAUUGGCUAGCAUAUUUACACAUUAAAGAAGAAGUAUUAGAAAGUAACUCUACUUUCGAAUUUUGUUACAGGUAGAGCCUAUUAAAGCAAAGUAGUAAUUAUACCUCUCACACAAAACGUCGAAAUUAAUAAUAUAAUAAAUAAAUAAAUAUUUCUUCCAACACUCACAUCAAUUAGCCUAGCCCCAAAGUAAG
Chilo suppressalis (striped riceborer) is the source of this 1479-nucleotide messenger RNA. NCBI's taxonomy places the organism in Eukaryota, Metazoa, Arthropoda, Insecta, Lepidoptera, Crambidae. The record is from the annotation of a GenBank genome assembly.